Molecule: messenger RNA, 6535 nt
Organism: Hippocampus zosterae (dwarf seahorse)
Lineage: Eukaryota; Metazoa; Chordata; Actinopteri; Syngnathiformes; Syngnathidae
Product: C-Jun-amino-terminal kinase-interacting protein 1-like
Exons: 13
Coding region: 433-2703 (756 amino acids)
Biological process (GO): regulation of JNK cascade
Cellular component (GO): cytoplasm
Molecular function (GO): protein binding
Source: RefSeq, a predicted model, not a curated record
GAUUGGUUGGCGAUGACUUCCUCUCCUCCCCCCCUUUUUCCCCUCUUCACCUUCUUUUAAUCAUCCAUCCUCAUUCACCCCAUCCAUCUACUACAUCACCCGCCCAGUCUUAUCUCUCCAUCUCCCAUCUUCCUGCAGUCUCUAUCUGUCUCUCGUCUCUGCUCUGGUCCUGCCAGGAAGAUGAUGGUGACGGUGAUGGUUUGACAAUGAGCCUGGCCAAUGAUCAAACAUGACGGGAGGAUCAGGGGGUGUGUCCACUGUCUAGCUUGGGGCUGAUUCAGGAGUCGGAGAAGGAAGAAGGAGAAAAACAGGGAGGUGGAGGAGACGGAGAACAUAUACCGGCUUAAAAAGGGGGGAAGGAGGAGGAGGAGGGAGGAGGAGGAGGGAGGGUGGAGGCUGUCACGGCUCCACGGGGGCUCAAUCUGUGCUGUCAUGGACAAAUAUCGACCAAAGAGGCCCACCACGCUAGCUCUUAUGCCACAACGACCACAAGCCGGCACCCAGGACACGAUUAACAACAAUUCUUUAGGGAAAAAGGAUAGCUGGAAGGAUUCUCGAUCUUCUUCCCCACACAUUACAGGGGAUCAAACACGACCCGAUAGCCAAUCAAAAGCAGAGGACAAAGUCCGACCCCGCACCCGCCGCCCAGCCCCUCAACCUCCGACUGUCAAUGGGGCAAACGGCAGAGCCGGCACUCAAGCUGCAGCCGGCGACACACGGGCUCGACCGCGAGAAAAACAGCCGCAAGGAGCUACUACGCACACUCAGUCCUUUAGCAUGCCUAGGAGCCAACGGAGAGGGGCAGCAGCGGGAGCAGGAAGAGGAAGAGGGCUAGGGAGAGGAACAGGCGCAAUGAGGGAGAGGAGCUUGGGGGACAUCCGAGGGAAGGACGGAGUGACAUCAGGGAGGGAAGAACGAAGAGGUGGAAGACUGUGUGAUGAAUCCAAGGGGAAGGAGAAAGAGAAAACAAUCAAUCAAAGGGCAAAAGAAUCAAAUGGACUUAAAAGCUCAGGCUCAGAUGGGAGGGCAAAACAAUAUUCCAGAAAGGAUCAUCCGAGUGGAAGAAGGGGGAAGCCCAACAACUCACUUCCUAACCAAGUUUACCUGACAGCCAUGGUAGUCCCACGCACACCUGUAGCACCAAGAAAAGAGGACAAGACCCAGGUCCAAGGCCAAAACCAUGACAGGAAAAGUCAGAAUUCCACUGUUCGUUCCCAGUCGAGCAGUGAGGGGGCAUCCAACAGAAUGUCCCUUAGCUCAGACACUGAGGGACCUCCAGUAGAACCCCAGCAUCCUCCUUUAUCCCAUCCUGCAAACCCUGACAUCCGUGAAGAGGAAGGGGAAGGAACAUAUUGCACCUGUAAACUCCAUCAAAGUACCAAAUCCUGCCUAGAAAGUGAUGCAAAAUCAGAGAAGACACAAUUAAAAGUGAAGCCAGUGCAUGGAAAGGAUGAUGAUGCGACUGAAGCUGAGAGCACUAAAUCUGUCUCUCAGGCAGAUCUUGUACACGCACAAAAUGUACCAAUGAAUGAAGCAUCUGCAGCGUUAGACUGUGACUCUGUAAAAUACACUUUGCCGGUUGAUGAACACGCUCAACUGGAACUGGUUGGCGUCAAGGGCAGCUUGCACGGUAAGAGUGGAGACAAUGACGACAGUGAUGCUGAGACGGUCUAUCAGUCAGCCAAUGAGGAGGAAGACCCCGAGUAUAAGGAGGAGAUGAAAAGGAAAGAAGAGGAAGCGAGGAAUCAAGGUCGGAGGAAAGAAGAAGAACUGAAAAGAAAGGAGGAAGAGAAGAGAAAGAUGAAAGAAGAAGACCUGAGGAGGCGGCGGGAGGAGGAAGUGAAAAGGAGGAGAGAGGUGGUGGCGAGGGUCAGCAAGCACCCCAAAAUAAUGUCAACCAAAACAUCAGACCAAGAAGAGUCUAAUGGGGGCAGAGCAAGUGCUCCCAGAAGCAAGAAGUUCCUCAACCUGUUUUCUUCUGACAAGGAGUACAAUUCCACAGGUGCUGGCUCAUUUGGUGUGUUUUCUUGUGUGUUGGAUGGAGUGGAGCAACAACAGAGCCACAGAGCUGUGUACAGGUUUGUUCCUCGUCAUUCCGAUGAACUGUACCUGGAGACAGAUGACCCAGUCCUAAUUCUCAACCAGUCUGAAGAUCUGUGGUGUCAGGGUUAUAACAUGAGGACCGGCGCGACGGGAAUCUUCCCUGCUUUCUAUGCUGUCAGGCUAACCAAAAAUACCAACAAAGGACAAAAGGAUGGUUCCAUCGAGCAGUUCCUGGUGCGAUUCUUAGGUUCUGUUCAAGUCCCCAUUUACAAAGGCAGUGAUGUGCUGUGUGCUGCAAUGCGCAAGGUUGCAUACAACAGGCGAUUAGCAGGGCAGCCUCCCUCGGCCUGUGUGGUGGAGGUCAGUGUGAGAGGUGUGAAAAUCAGUGUCCAGGACCAAUGUCACUCUGCUCACAGGGGAGACCAGUGUUUCCAUUUCUUCCAUUUGAAGAAUAUCUCGUUCUGUGGCUGCCAUCCAAAACACAACAAGUACUUUGGUUUCAUCAGCAAACAUCCUGACCAACAACGCUUUGCCUGUCAUGUAAUGAUGGCAGACACAACUUUACAUCCUCUGGCCAAGUCAGUAGGGAAGGCCUUCCAUCAGUAUUACAAGGAACACAUUGGAUAUUCUUGUCCCACUGAAGACAUCUUCAUUGAAUAACACAUCUGUUUUGCUUCAAGCAACAGCUCUACGAGGGACUUUGAACAGAAGAAGCCUUUCAGAAAACAGUGGAAGCAGGUUUGGCUCCAAAGGAGAAGUCCGGUUGCCUCGGAGGCAGGCUGGGUGAGAGAUUUAGACCACACACUGGACCACCUCUUUAUUUAUGUGAGACUGCUUGCAUGUUUGAUUUCCUUCCUGUCUGCAUCCACGUACAGGCAACUACUCUCGCCUGUAGCUACACUAUGUCACUUAGAGAUGUCUAGAUGGAAGGAAAAGUUGGACCACAUGUGAACAAUCCACAAUUUUAACAUACGGUUUCAUACAUCCCGGUCAUCGAGCGCCGCUAUCUUGCAUAUUUGAGAUGUUUUCCUCCUCCAACACACCUGAUUCAAAAGUUCGUUAUAGGGCUACUGCAGAAAUUGCCGUUGAGCUGAUCAUUUGAACUCAUCGGUCCUGUAGGAGGAGGGAAACAUUGAACAUAUGCAUGAUAGCGGCACUUGAUGAAUGGAGUUAGACACCCCUGCCUUAGGGUAUGUAAACUUAUGAGCACAUCAGUAUGAAUAAAUAUGAGUUACAGCCACAAUAAAAGUUUUUGGGAGCCAUCUUCAACGAACCAGUUACCUGCACAUCCAUAUUGACAUGUCUAUGUCCUUGUAAUGCACUCGAACAAAAGUAUAUGGUCCUUUUGUUCCCAUAUUCAAUGUUUUUUUUUUAGAUAAUACAUUUUGCUUUGCUGUAAUAGAUUAUUCAAAGCAGAGUCGAUCUUUGCUCAAAAAGUGGUGAAAUUGCAAUUUUAGAUAUGAAUGAAAGGGGCAUGAAGUGGGCAUCAAUCCUCAGCCAGGUAGAUGCGUUGCUUUUCUAUAUUGUUUUGAGUAAAAGUCAACAGCUUGAACUAAAAGUCAAAAUCCUCGUGCCUCUCUCCUGUCAUUAAAUUGUGUUCUUCACGGACUCAGCACAGCAAACAAGGGCUUCCGAUUGACAACCUCGAGUUGCUGUUUUAAAAGUUAGAACCAUAAAGUAGUGCAUCAUUAAGUAAUGACCCUACUUGUUUCUUUGCACAGACUGUAAAGAGAGCGUUGAAAAAGAAUAUAUAGAAAAAUAUACAUUUUUCAUAUAACCCCAUGACAAUCUACUGUUGUCCAACUGUUCCCAGAUAACUUUUUUUUUUCCACCACCACAAAAGCAGUAUUCCCAACUAGGGGUUGCACAAAUUCAGAUUCACGCAGAGAUACACAAAAGCAUUGAUGUGCGCUGGGACAAUCCUCGAAAGCUGUCCUGUUUUUGGGCCUAUCAUAGCAACCGGUUGUGCAUGGUGGGAACUUGCCAUGUUUGCAAUAAUGAUGGACCUCUUCCUGUGGUGAAAUAAUUUCCCACUCUCUUUUCCCAAUGAUAAAAAAAUGUUCAAACAUCUACUUGAGCUUGUUUUUUUUCCACCUUCACUGGUUCUCACUAAACAAAAGCCACACGUUCAGAAAUCCAAGACAAUUUUAAUCAAUGAAGGUACAAGACUGAUCUAAUUCAUUUUUUUUACUGCAAGCUAUUAACAUAUGAUGAGCAACCCGUCGACGAUAUGCUCUAAACCAGUGAAGGGCAACUCAAAUACUGGGGUGUUCCACCAUUUUUGAUCAGUGCGAACCAGGGGGGGCCACACAGGACCAUACGCUUCCUAACCAGAUGUAAGAUCAAAAUGCCCUUUUAAUAAAUAUGGACAAAAUCCAUGUGUAAGUACAAACUAUAAAAAAACUAACAACAAAGGGUUUGAAGCAAACAACAGAAUAACCACAUACUGUGAUUUGUUUUUCCCCCGCGCAAAAGGGCUCUCUUGUAUAAAAAUGACCACUCAAGGACAGCACAAAGCUGUUGAACAGCAAACCAACUCAUUUUGUGCAUUUGUUUUCCCACAACAAAAAUAAACUGACUCAAAAUGUUAAUAUUAUUGUGAUACUGUGUUUGUCCUGCAUAUAAUUCCAAAUCUGCAAAAACUAACUCACGUUAUACUAUUGGGCAGUAUAAGACCCAGUGUAAAGCGUAAUUAAGGCAUGUCUCAUUUCGCUGUGACCGGUGAUGUAACAACUUCACGGGCACCGCUCCAGGAUUUUUUCCUUCCUCGGGGCUAAAAGGAGGCUUGACUGAUACAGAUGGGGGGGGGGGGGGGGGGGGGAAUAAUUCAUAAAUAUGUUUUAGAAUAUCAAAUAAAAUGCCACAGGGUCUUAGGUGGGGCUGCACAGAUUUCUGAUGGGGCUAUAGCACCCCCUAGCCCGCGCGUAGCGUCAAAUCUGCAUCUUAAACACUACAGUGCAGUGGACCUCUGCAACCUCGCAGAUUUACAUUCUUUUUUAUUUUUCAUUUCAUGUAUAUAUGUGGUAUUUUCCUGCCCCCCCCCCCCACACAUUUCCAAGUGAAAAAUAUAUACUGAAUGUGAAUCAGGGUUUUAAAGAUGUAUUUGGGUUAGUAAAAUCUAUUUCACCACCACUUAUUGGGGGCGGGGCUUAAUCAAGGGGCCACUCAAGAGUGUAGUUGGUGGCCGUCGUUGCCCAUCCCUAAAUUAUACUGUGGAGUAGUAAAGUCGACAAAUCGCGUUUUUUUCUGUACAGUUACAAGGCCCAGGUGUUCAAUGCAAUCUAGUGUAAUAUUCAACGCCGCAGCUUGUUGUCCUAUCAGUCAACAUCAUACUCAGCCAGGGGCACAGAUGAAUUUUGGAACAGGGCGGUGCGCGGACCAUGGUUAAUAUUAUAAAAUUAAUACAAAUAAAUAACCAUAGUGUUUCCGUGAGUACAAUGUAGCAAAUGGCACAAAUUCAGACUUGUAAGAUUCAUCUGCUUUGCUGAGUUGGAAAUCCAACUUCAAUCGGAGGAGUAAAAAAUUCCCACAUUCUUGUGUAACUUAAAUGCAUCGCUAGUUACUGUAUAGCACACGACGCUAUGCAGCAUUAAUGUCGUCGAUUUUACCAGAGAAUUUUGUCACUUUACGCAAGUGGAGCGGGACGGAUCGCGUUCAUCAUAAAUCUGUGCGGGACAUGUCGCCCCCUGUUCCCAAGGCCAUCUGCGCCCAUGCCCACAGCUCACAUAAUGUUAAAUUUGUUAUUUCCUGCUUAAAUCUGAUCGCACCAUGAGUGUGGCGCUCUGGAAUAAGGAUGAAAGCAUUGAUCUCAAUUGGAAAUGAACUUGUUUUCAAGAACCUCAGUGUAUGAAACGCAUCUGGCUUUCACACUCAGCUGAUCUGAACUGUGACUAAGAACAUAAGCUGCUAUACAACGUAUCAGAUUGAAGCAGGAAAUGUAUUUGAAGCGUUUGAUGCAAAAAGAGUGCCUAUUUAUUUUCUUACAUGGUUACUUCUGUUCUGUGUUUACUGUUGUCUUCAGAUGUGUACCGUAUUUGUCCAGCUUGAUAUCGAUUGAUUCGUUAACGCGGCUUAACGUGGUUAUUUAAGGUGGGGAAAAUGAGCGGUAAUAGUCAACAAACCUCAGGUUUAAAGAUCAACAUGGAAUUUUGAAGUCGAACAAUUAAAACAUGUCGGAAUAAAGUUACACAAUUGAUCAACUCCAAAUUUUAGGAGGGGGAAAACAUUCCAUGACAGAUAGUCCAGAUGCAGUGGAGGUAGUUUUGUCCACUCGGAAGUCUUCAUCUCUUCUAUUAAUAAUCUUAGGGAUCAACUGUACAUAAUUGCGAUCAAUAUAAAUACUGUAUGUUUGUAUAUAACAGCUAUACUGGAAGUGUGACCAAAAACAUGGGAGAAACACUGCAUGAGAUUGAUGUUGAAUGAUGCACAUGGUGGUGCUACUGAUGGUGGUUCAUUGGUUCUUGUCAAUAAAACACAUUCACAACUGCAGAAA